This is a messenger RNA of Misgurnus anguillicaudatus (oriental weatherfish), 7411 nucleotides long. The record is from RefSeq and is a predicted model, not a curated record. Lineage: Eukaryota; Metazoa; Chordata; Actinopteri; Cypriniformes; Cobitidae.
UGAAAGAGUAAAACUAAGUUCGUCCUAAAAUAAUAUUACCAGAAGAGGGCGCAUCGUGUCCAACACAAUGGUCGUUUCUCUUGCACACGUUCAAGUUUUUUGUUUUAUUUCAGUCGUUUCGCAUCUCUUCACAUAACCGUUGCGUUCAACACCAAACAAGUGGUGUUAACGUCAAAUUAAAACGCUUCGCUCUCCUACAUCACGACUCAAAUUUGAGGGACCGGAAGCGGCGAAGGGUGUAACAGAAAACAACUCCCGGUUUUCCUUUCUAGGCUUCAGUCGUAUUUGUUUGAACUACCUGACCCGCUAGUCAUUUUCUUACUAUUAGCCAAAUACGAUCCAACCGGGCGAAGACAGACACAACUCUGACAGCAUUGAAACAGGUUGUGUCGAGCCAUGGCUUUCAGCAAAGGUUAUCGUAUUUAUCAUAAACUGGACCCACCUCCAUACAGUGUGAUUGUGGAAACCAGAAAUCAAGAAGAAUGCCUGAUGUUUGAGUCUGGAGCCGUCGCCGUUCUCUCGGCAGUAGAGAAGGAGACCAUCAAAUCAGCAUACACCAAGAUGUUGGAUGCGUAUGGGAUCCUGGGAGUUCUUCGUCUUAACCUUGGGGAUUCAAUGCUACACAGCCUGGUGGUCGUAACAGGCUGUAGUUCGGUGGGAAAAAUCCAAGAAUCCGAAGUCUUUCGAGUGACUGGAACAGACUUCGUCUCUCUUAAGAACGACCCCACAGAUGAGGACCGGAUCGCGGACGUCAGAAAAAUUUUAAAUUCCGGCAACUUUUACUUUGCAUGGUCCUCUACCGGAGUGAGUCUGGACCUCAGCUUAAACGCACAUCGUAGAAUCCGAGAAGACAUAUCCGACAACCGCUUUUUCUGGAAUCAGUCCCUGCAUCUGCAUCUCAAGCAUUACGGAGUGAACUGUGAUGAUUGGUUGUUGAGGUUGAUGUGUGGUGGGGUGGAGAUCCGUACCAUCUACGCUGGGCACAAGCAAGCCAAGGCUUGCGUAAUCUCUCGGCUUAGCUCAGAGAGAGCGGGCACGCGUUUUAACGUUCGGGGCACAAAUGAUGAUGGCCAGGUGGCCAACUUUGUGGAGACUGAACAGGCUAUUUUUCUUGACGACAAGGUGUCAUCCUUCAUUCAGAUCCGAGGGUCAAUACCUCUGUUCUGGGAGCAGCCGGGUCUUCAGGUUGGUUCCCACCGUGUUAAGCUGUCCCGUGGUUUUGAAGCAAACGCACCAGCUUUUGAGAGACAUUUCAGCGCUUUGAGGAGGCUGUAUGGCAAACAGGUGAUCAUCAACCUGCUGGGUAUGAAGGAGGGUGAGCACAUGCUCAGCAAAGCAUUCCAGAGUCACCUAAAAGCUUCAGAACACGCCAACGCUGUGAAAAUGUUGAACUUUGACUAUCAUCAAAUGGUUAAAGGUGGGAAGACAGACAAGCUCACCACUGUUCUGAAACCUCAGAUCAGCAAGUUUCUGGAGGAAUGUGGUUUCUUUAGCCAUUCAACAGAGUCCGGCAUUCAGAGGUGCCAAGCGGGGACCAUCCGUUCCAAUUGUCUAGACUGUUUGGAUAGGACGAACAGCGUCCAGGCCUUCAUUGCACUUGAGAUGCUUCCAAAACAGUUGGAAGACAUGGGACUGACUGAGAAGCCUCAGUUGGUGGCACGGUUUCAGGAGGUCUUCCGAACCAUGUGGUCCACCAAUGGAGACUCCAUCAGCAAGAUCUACGCAGGCACCGGUGCUCUGGAUGGCAAGGCUAAGGGUGGAAAGCUGAAAGACGGUGCUCGCUCUGUCACCAGAACCAUCCAGAACAACUUCUUUGACAGCUCUAAGCAGGAAGCCAUUGACGUACUGAGACUGGGCAGCACCCUUAACAGUGACCUUGCAGAUAAAGCACGAGCCCUUCUCACAACCAGCAGCCUGUAUGUCUCUGAGCCAAUUUUACAGUCAGCUUCUCCCAGGGUGCUGUUGGGUAUGUGUCAGAACCACUACAAAUACACCCGACCCAAGAAGAUCAGAGUGUGCGUGGGCACUUGGAACGUAAAUGGUGGCAAGCAGUUUCGUAGCAUUGCGUUUCGUAACCACACCCUCAAUGACUGGCUGCUGGAUGCCCCUAAAAAAGCCGGUCACCCAGAAUUUCAAGAUAGCAAAUCUAACCCUGUGGACAUAUUCGCUAUCGGCUUUGAGGAAAUGGUGGAGCUGAAUGCAGGCAAUAUUGUCAGCGCAAGCACCACCAAUCAAAAGCUGUGGGCCGCUGAGCUACAGAAGAACAUCUCACGGGAUCAGAGAUAUGUGCUGCUGGCCUCAGAGCAGCUGGUGGGUGUGUGUCUGUUCAUCUUCAUACGCCCUCAGCAUGCACCUUUCAUCAGGGAUGUUGCGGUUGAUACUGUAAAGACCGGAAUGGGCGGUGCCACUGGUAAUAAAGGGGGUGUGGCCAUCCGGAUGCUCUUCCACACCACCAGCAUCUGCUUCGUGUGCUCGCACUUCGCUGCCGGCCAAUCACAGGUCAAAGAGAGGAAUGACGACUACAACGAAAUUGCGCGCAAGCUCUCCUUCCCCAUGGGUCGCCUGCUGUACUCCCAUGAUUACGUAUUCUGGUGUGGAGAUUUUAACUACCGGAUAAGUCUGCCCAAUGAAGAGGUGAAGGAGCUGAUUAAACAGCAGAAUUGGGAAGCUCUGGUCGCUGGAGAUCAAUUGGUGGAACAGAAGAAUGCUGGACAGGUGUUUAGGGGUUUCAUUGAAGGAAAACUAGAUUUUGCUCCCACCUACAAAUAUGACCUGUUUUCUGAGGACUACGACACCAGUGAGAAGUGCCGCACACCUGCCUGGACCGACCGUGUGCUUUGGAAGAGAAGAAAGUGGAACUUUGAUAAAACCGCGGAAGAGAUGGAGUUAAAUGUAGUCGGAGCUUCAGUGAAUGAGGAAGAUCCGUACCCAUGGAGCCCUGGAGAUCUAAAGUACUAUGGCAGAGCAGAGCUAAAGACCUCUGAUCACAGGCCUGUGGUGGCCAUCAUAGACAUGGAUGUGCUAGAGGUGGAUCCAGAGGCCAGACAUCAGGUGUAUAAGGAAGUGAUCGCCCAUCAGGGUCCACCUGAUGGCACUAUCCUUGUCUCUCUCUGCUCAUCUGGUCCCGAUGACUAUUUCGAUGAUGCUUUGAUUGACGACCUGCUGGACAAGUUUGCCAACUUCGGGGAGGUCAUUCUUAUCAGGUUUGUUGAGGAGAAAAUGUGGGUGACGUUUUUGGAGGGCUACUCUGCUCUGGCUGCUCUGUCUUUGAGCGCCUCUACUGUAAAUGGAAAGACCAUAGACAUCCGUCUGAGGAGUUCUGGUUGGAUAAAGAGUCUCGAGGAGGAAAUGAGUGUGGAGAGAAUCUGUGGCAGUAUUCCGACAUCCAGCAGCUCUACCCUGCUAGCAGAAAACUCUGAGAUGGGAGAGGAGUUUGACAUGGAAGGUGAUGUGGACGAUGAGGUUGAAGAUAUCUUACAACAGAACCUGCAGCCUGGAGUGGGCAGUGAGCCGGGUGUGUCCCCAACCCCAUCCCCUCGCGGCAGCCCUUGCCCCUCUCCCACCCAAGGAGAGCCUGCACCUCCAAUCCGGCCUAGCAGAGCCCCUCCACGCACAGCCGGACCACCACAGGGUUCUCCUGUUGAAUGUCAGCCGGCUGGAGCGCCUUCAUAUCAGACACUGGAGCCAAAACGCCCACCUCCACCUCGCCCUAAUAUCCCACCAGCCCGACCUGCACCCCCACAACGACCACCACCACCCUCAGGACAAAAAAGUCCAGCGUUAGCACGUGCAGAUGUUGCUGCUCGAGGUCAAGCCACUGGAUCAGCACCUGGUGGUACCCCAAGGCCGAUCCCACCCAGAGCAGGAGUCAUCAGUGUUCCUCCUCAAGCCCGACCUCCGCCUCCUUCUCAUCCUGGAGCCCCCAGACCCACAGCAGAGGUGCAUCCUGGAGCCCCUCGUCCCACAUCUGAUAAUCACCCUGGAGCACCAAGGCCCGAACCCCAAAGCAAACCAGCUGAGCUGCCUCUGGGUCCUCCCCCCACACUGCCGGGUCCCAUGAGACCUCAGAUGAUAUCACCCAUGCAACCUCAGCCCAGUUCUCCAAUGCAGCCAUCGGUUCAAGCCCAGGUGCCCCCACCAAUUCAAUCCCAGCUUCCUCCACCAAUGCAGCCCACCUUUCCCACCCCUCUGGUACCUCAAGCUGCUGGGCCUGCCCAAGCAUCAUCUACUGGAGCUUCUGGCACCCCUCAGCCUGGACUAGCUUCUCCCAAGCCUCCACCCAGGAGCCGGUCAUCUCAUACACUGCCACCUGAGGCCACCCCUCCCUCUACUCCGGCUACUACAUCUCAGGCCAAAAACAUGAAUGGCGUCCAAAAUGAAGCACAAUGGAAACCAGACCCCUUUGAUUUGCUUAACACCCAGUCUCUGCUCCAGAACCUAUCGUCCUCUGCCUCCCUCCCUCGCUCAUCAUCCUCUUCCACAUUUCUCUCCUCUUCCUCCACGUUUUCUGCCUCCCUCCCUCGCUCAUCAUCAUCCUCCGCCACCUUUUCCUCCUCUUCCUCCACGUUAUCCAGCUCCCUUUCACUGUUCUCAUCCUUGCAAAACCCCUCUUCAGCUUCGGAUACGAGCAGCGCUCAUUGUCUUCUGCCUCCCCCCAUCCCCUCCCGCAGCAGGUCUCAAGAGACCCUUCGCUGUUCCCCCAAUCCCUUCUUUGCCGACCCCCAACCCAGACCGAGCAGCACCAACCCCUUCACCGGCAACUCUACGUCAUCGCCGCAACGAUCGCUCACGCCUGUUUUUUACAUCCAACAGGAGGCUGAACCAUCCAAACCUGGCCUCAACAGAGCCAUGUCUGCCAUGGUUCACAGUUCGAUUUUACCCCCUUCAGUCUCAAGGCAACAAUCCUUAGGUCCCGCUGUGGCACCAGCCCCACCCAAACAGACCCAGAACUGGGUCACCUUUGAUGAUGAUUCAAACUUUCUCCCAUCCAGAAAGGCUCCGGCAGCAGGUGCUCCGCUGACACCCGCCUCCACAUCAUUUGCCUUCCCACAACCCCCUAGUAGCCUCCCCAGAUCUGGCUUUGACACGGACAGCAACUGGGCGUCUCUUUCCAACUCCGCGUUCCCGGCAAUUCCCCCUCCUAACCCAAACAGGACUAAUACCAGCAUCAGGAACGCCCCUUCCAGAAAUGAAUUCACAGGGAGGUGAUACCAUGUGCUGAGAAAGAGCGUGUAUGUAAAAUAUGGAGAUAAUAUUAUUGUAUAUCUAUUAUCCGUGUAUGGUUUGUAUAAAAAAGUGUGGUUUAUUAAAGCUCUUCAUCUUCUCUUAGCCAACGGCAGGCAUAUAGGGAGGAAAUUAAUAUGGGUGUUAGCUAUUAAAAUGGGACAGAAAGGUCUUGCUUGUUGUCACCUAUAUAACAACCUGUUUACGUGUGUAAUAUUUUACAGUUCAAAAGCCAGAUUUUAUUAUAUUGCACAUUUAGUCCUUUAUUAAUGAAGCAUUGUUAUUACAAGCCACCUGAUUGGGCAAUAAGGACGUUAUUAAAAUACAUAUCUGACCAAGUUAACAUUUAUCAUCACACUCCAGUGCAGAAAAGAAAAACCGUAUGCUGUCAUUUGUUUCGAACGCACAAAUUUUAAAUGCCUGGCUGUGUCCGACCUAUCCUAUUCCAUCAUAUCCAUAAAGCAGGCUUGACCUUGAGCCAAGUUCAGGUAUUUUUGUUAUUAUUUUCAUGAAUGUAUGACCCGUUUCUGUUGCUUAUGUUCAGAUGGUUACUCAGUAAGAGUGCUUGUAAUGUGUACAGUACAUACAAGUGUUUUGUGCUUUAACAGAUGUUGGGUCUGUCCACCAAAAAGUCCACCCCUGUUGUAUCCUGUGGCACAACUAACAUGCUUGGCUUUCUCAAAAUAUAUCUUCUAUACAUAUUCAUAGUUGGUGAAUACGUGGGAAUACUAGUUGUAAACAUUGCAGCAUAUAUCCGUCCACCAAGCGCUUUGGAAAGCAGACUGAAGCUCGAGAUGUUAGUUCGUAUCUGUGUCACAGGCAUGAUCUGCCUCUCUUUAUCAUCAUUCAUUCGUUUAUAUAAAUAUGUGCUUUCGGUACAGAACUGCUGUAUUUAACAAAUGUGUUGUAUGUCUGUAUGUGUUCAUUUGGUGGUUUCAGUCGAUCUCUCGUUAGUAUGAGGGAUGUUGGUCAUAGCAGGAUCGUGCUUUCUUUUCGUGCAAUAGACGUGUACUUGUUCACGUACUGAAAGCGUACUUUUUCAUUUCAAUUGACGGCUUCUUAAAGUCUUGAUAAAUCUAUUUAUUGUUGUGUAGAGGAAUACCGUGCUGUAUUUUGGAGUGUGUUUAUGUGUACUUGCUGUAUACGUGAGAGUGAGCUUGUGUGUUUGCGUUGUCAUCGUUGAGGGUCAUGUGACCACAGAUUCAUUAUGGCAUUACGUCGUUAUAAAAGUGAUUUGAUGCAGGAAAGCAGGCUUUUAAAUAAACACGAACGCAACUGGAUGUUGAGUUAUGAAUGGUAUUGUUUAGUAUUUAAAGCAACAGAUAACACUGAUCCAGGCUUUCUUUGUGUUUUGUUCAUAAAGCCUUUUGACAGAUUUUUUUAUUAUAAGAACAUUCUUAACUUAUAAUUCAGCUUUUUUUAUUGGUCAUGUUAAUGUUUAACAUUCCAGACUUUAAAGAUGCAUUAUGGAUAAAUCAGACGGCGUUUGAUUUUGUGUGUACAGUCAUUUUUCUUACAUUCCUCUUGCCGUUUGAACGUGUUAUGCAGGAUGUUCAUUGUGCCUCAAGGGCAUACAAAAAAACUUCAUUGUACGUUAAAGUGUGUGGGUUUUUCAGGAAGCAAUGACUGCAAAAUUUAACUGAGUGCUCAUUACUGUUUUGGUACAAAUUUUAGAUGUUUUACUGAAAGCGUUACUUAAAUUGAAUUGGUGAGACACCGUCCUUUGGGUUUGGUUGUGAAAGGUGUCUAAAUUUUGCCAUUCAUCAGGAAUAUGUAUUAAUGCAAACCAGAUGCAUUCCGAACUGUGAAUAUCUCCAGAAUACAGACAGGUAUCAGGCUAUGGUUAAUUUGUGUCUUCCUUUGAUGGCUGAUGAAUGCAGUGUCACACCUUAUGAUUUAAAGGCAUAAGAAGUUUGUUCAGGUGUUCUGUAUGUAACGAAAGCACUAAAUUUGACACUAGCAAGUGCUAGUUAUGUAUGAUUUAUUUUAUAGGAAUAAAUUAACUCCUUUUGUGAAGUUAACGUUCCUUCAUAGCUUUUAGACCAGUAGUAAGCAGUGGUAUUAACCUUACAUGUAUGUAUACACAAAACUGCAAUUCAGUAAUUUAAGUGCAUACCAAAUAUGCACAUUUAUGUAUGGAGCAAUUGAUGUUGUAUGUAUGCAAUAAUAAAGGUAAUUUACCAUGAAA